AUGGAAGCAGCAUUAACCACUGCUGCCUUAAGCGUAAGCUUAAAAUUGGCUGCACCGCCAGCCUUGAAGAAGCUCCUUGCUAAUGCUUCAACGUACCUUGGAGUGGACAUGGCGCGUGAGCUCCAUGAACUGGAGACUGCUAUAUUCCCGCAUUUCGCGCUGAUGAUCGAAGCAGCAAACAAGGGAAACCACAGGCCCAAGUUGGACAAAUGGCUUCAGGAACUCAAACAAUCAUUGUACAUGGCCGAAGACUUGCUUGAUGGGCAUGAGUACAACCUACUCAAGCGCCAAGCAAAGGGAAAGGGUUCCCUGUCUGCCAGUGCCUCCGACAUCAGCAACACUCUUAUGAAGCCUCUGCGUGUUGCAUCAAGCAGGCUGUCCAAUCUGAACUCAGAGAAUAGAAGACUAAUUGACCAGCUGAAUAAACUGAAGGCUACCCUGGCGAAAGCCAAGGACUUCCGUGAACUGCUCUCCUUACCAGCUGGUUGUAAUGCAGAGUGUCCCACCAUCCCAUCAGCUGCUGUUCCCGAGGCCACAUCACUAGCACCUCUGAAAGUGAUUGGUCGUGACAAGGAUCGUGAUUAUAUAAUAGAUCGUCUUACGAAGACAACUGGUACUUCUGAGUCUAGUACAACUCUGUACUCGGGUUUGGCCAUUGUUGGAGUUGGAGGCAUGGGAAAGUCCACCUUGGCUCAGCUUGUUUACAAUGACAAGAGGGUAAAAGAAUAUUUUGAUGUGACAAUGUGGGUAAGCAUCUCACGCAAACUUGAUGUCCGCCGUCAUACACGGGAGAUUAUCGAGUCUGCCUCUCAGAGGGAAUGCCCACUCAUUGAUAACCUUGAUAUCCUGCAGCACAAGUUAACAGACAUACUGCAAGAAUCAGGGAAAUUCCUGCUUGUGUUGGAUGAUGUUUGGUUUGAACCUGAGAGUGAGAGUGAAUGGGACCAACUGUUAGCUCCUCUAAUUUCCCAACAGAUGGGAAGCAAAGUUUUGGUAACUUCUCGACGGGAUAGAUUUCCAUCUACUCUUUACUGUGAAGUGUGUCCUCUGGAAAACAUGGAAGAUGCUGAGUUCUUGGCACUCUUCAAACACCAUGCAUUCUCUGGACCAGAAAUCAGAAAUCCGCAAUUGCGUAAAAGGCUGCGAAAUUUUGCAGAGAAGAUUGCUAAAAGGCUUGGACAAUCUCCUUUGGUGGCCAAAGUUGUCGGUUCCCAGUUGAAAGGGAAAACAGAUAUCACGGCAUGGAAGGAUGCUCUUACCAUACAUAUUGACAAAUUAAGUGAGCCCAUGAGAGCUCUUUUGUGGAGUUAUGAGAAGUUAGAUCCAAUUCUGCAGAGGUGCUUCCUAUAUUGCAGCUUGUUUCCAAAAGGCCACAAGUUUGUCAUUAAUGAGUUGGUUCAUCUUUGGAUGGCAGAGAGACUUGUUGAUUCGUGCAACAAAAACAAGAGAGUGGAAGAUAUUGGAAGGGAUUGGUUUAAGGAGAUGAUCUCUCUUUCCUUCUUUCAACUAGUUGAUGAGAAAUACACUGGCACACACUAUGUUAUGCAUGAUCUCCUUCAUGAUCUGGCAGAAUCACUCUCCAAGGAAGACUACUUCAGACUGGAAGAUGAUAGGGUGACAGAAAUAACACCCACUGUUCGGCAUCUAUCUGUUCGUGUUGAUAACCCCGUAAUGGAUGAUGUAAGAGACCUUUUUAGUCAGAUAGUACAAAAUUUCAAGAAGUUGCGUGUAUUAUGUUUGUCAUCUUACAGCAGCUGUAAGUUGCCAGAAUCAGUUGGUGAGUUAAAGCACCUUCGGUACUUAAACAUGGUCAGCACACUGAUUUCUAAAUUGCCAAGAUCUUUGUGUACUCUUUACCACUUGCAGUUACUACUGUUAAAUGACAAAGUUGAGAGGUUGCCUGAGAAACUCUCUAAUUUAAGGAAGUUACGACAUCUUGAACAGCGGGGUGAGAGGUGUCAUAAUAGAAUAUACAUGUGCAAAGAAGCACCACGUCAAAUUCCUCACAUUGGCAGGUUAACUUCGCUUCAACAACUUGAGACAUUUGUUGUGCAACAGAAAAAAGGAUAUGAGUUACUGCAGUUGAGGGACAUGAAUGAGAUUCGUGGCAGUUUAAGUGUAACAAAUCUCGAGAAUGUCACUGGGAAGGAUCAAGCCUUAGAAUCAAAGCUGCAUCAGAAAAGUCAUCUUAGCAGCUUACAACUUGUCUGGAGUUACAACAAUAACACAAAUGCAGAGGAUAGUUUACAUCUGGAGGUUCUGGAAGGCUUGAUGCCACCACCUCAACUUGAGAAUCUUACAAUUAAUGGUUUCACAUCUUCAACAUAUCCAGGCUGGUUACUUGAUGGUUCAUAUUUUGAGAAUUUGGAAUCUUUAGUCUUUGAAAAUUGCAGCGCAGUACAAAACCUACCAUCCAGUACCGAGUUAUUUGGAAAUUGCUCUUUACUUCAACUCAAAAAUAUGCCAAACCUGAAGGCCAUACCUUCCCUUCCACUAGGACUUGAAGUGUUAAGAAUAAUCAAUUGUCCACUGCUUCUAUAUAUAUCCAGCGAUGAGCUGGAACAUCAUGAUCAGAGCGAAAAAAUCAUUAGGACAGACCACUUGGCAUCACAACUUAGUUUACUGUGGGAGUUGGAUCCAAGAUCAAAUGUUAGGAGUGUACUCUUUUUGGAACAUUCGUUUAUGAAGCAGCUAUCGAUAUUUAUGCAUGCUGAUAUGUCACAUGUUCAAAACCUUGAAAGUGCUCUAGAAAGAGAGACAGAUGAAGUAUUGAUAAAAGAGGAUAUCAUCAAGGCAUGGAUACACUGUCAUGAGCAUAAGAUGAGACUCAUGUAUGGAAGGAGCAUUGGGCUGCCGCUGGUUCCACCAUCAGGACUGCAUAAACUUUCUCUUUCGGGAUGCAGUAUUACAGAUGGAGCUUUAGCUGUUUGCCUUGAUGGCCUGUCUUCACUGGAAAGAUUGACCCUAACAGGGAUUAUGACUUUAACUACACUUCCUUCAGAAGAGUGCUUGCCAGAUUUAUGUACGCUCAAAGGAUUGCCUUCCCUGCUGCAACUUUCCAACGCAGGGUUGAUUGAUGUUCCGAAACUCACCCCUGAGUGUGUCUCACAAUUUCGAGUCCAGACCUCACUCUCUGUUAGCAGUCCUGUAAUACUCAACAACAUACUAUCGGUUGAAGGUCUCACAGUUCCAGCACGUCUCUCUCUUGUACAAUGCAAGGAACCAUUCAUUUCAUUCGAAGAAUCAGCAAAUUUUAUAUCUGUAAUGCGCCUUGAUUUCCAUUCUUGUCAAACGAUUUCCCUGCCAACAAAUCUGAACCGUUUCUCCAAUCUGAAGACGCUUGACAUCUUUAAUUGCCCCAACAUAUCAUCUUUACCAGAUCUGCCAUCCUCCCUUCAGGAGAUACGUGUAGGGGGUUGUUCUGAGCAAUUGAAGGAGAGCUGUCGAGCACCUGAUGGAGAAAGUUGGCCAAAGAUUGCCCAUAUCCGCCGGAGGCUAUUUGAUUGA
Hordeum vulgare subsp. vulgare (domesticated barley) is the source of this 3507-nucleotide messenger RNA. RefSeq names its product putative disease resistance RPP13-like protein 1. Lineage: Eukaryota; Viridiplantae; Streptophyta; Magnoliopsida; Poales; Poaceae. Bases 1 to 3507 code for a protein of 1168 amino acids. Gene Ontology annotation, biological process: defense response to other organism. The record is from RefSeq and is a predicted model, not a curated record. The transcript has 3 exons. Gene Ontology annotation, molecular function: ADP binding.